Messenger RNA from Cebus imitator (Panamanian white-faced capuchin), 3875 nucleotides. RefSeq names its product SV2 related protein (gene SVOP). The coding region runs from base 70 to 1590 and encodes 506 amino acids. The transcript has 15 exons. The record is from RefSeq and is a predicted model, not a curated record. Gene Ontology annotation, molecular function: transmembrane transporter activity. Lineage: Eukaryota; Metazoa; Chordata; Mammalia; Primates; Cebidae. Gene Ontology annotation, biological process: transmembrane transport. Gene Ontology annotation, cellular component: membrane.
CGGAGGGCUCGUCAUCCACCACUACCAUGUAAGGGCCAUGAGAAGGGCUCGUCCUGGCGCAGCGCGGACAUGGAGGAGGACUUAUUCCAGCUAAGGCAGCUGCCGGUUGUGAAAUUCCGUCGUACAGGCGAGAGUGCAAGGUCAGAGGACGACACGGCUUCAGGAGAGCAUGAAGUCCAGAUUGAAGGGGUCCGCGUGGGCCUAGAGGCUGUGGAGCUGGAUGAUGGGGCAGCUGUGCCCAAGGAGUUUGCCAAUCCCACCGAUGAUACUUUCAUGGUGGAAGAUGCGGUGGAAGCCAUUGGCUUUGGAAAAUUUCAGUGGAAGCUGUCUGUUCUCACCGGCUUGGCUUGGAUGGCUGAUGCCAUGGAGAUGAUGAUCCUCAGCAUCCUGGCGCCACAGCUGCAUUGCGAGUGGAGGCUCCCAAGCUGGCAGGUGGCACUGCUGACCUCGGUGGUCUUUGUAGGCAUGAUGUCCAGCUCCACGCUCUGGGGAAAUAUCUCAGAUCAGUACGGCAGGAAAACAGGACUGAAGAUCAGUGUGCUGUGGACUCUGUACUACGGCAUCCUUAGUGCUUUUGCGCCCGUGUACAGCUGGAUCCUGGUGCUCCGGGGCCUGGUGGGCUUCGGGAUCGGAGGAGUCCCCCAGUCGGUAACGCUCUAUGCCGAGUUCCUUCCCAUGAAAGCCAGAGCUAAAUGCAUUUUGCUGAUUGAGUGGCUGCCGGAAAGUGCAAGGUAUGAUGUGCUGUCAGGGAACCAGGAAAAGGCAAUUGCCACCUUAAAGAGGAUAGCGAUGGAAAACGGAGCUCCCAUGCCACUGGGGAAACUCAUCAUCUCCAGACAGGAAGACCGAGGCAAAAUGAGGGACCUUUUCACGCCCCAUUUUAGAUGGACAACUUUGUUGCUGUGGUUUAUAUGGUUUUCCAACGCAUUCUCUUACUACGGGUUAGUUCUACUCACCACAGAACUCUUCCAGGCAGGAGAUGUCUGCAGCAUCUCCAGCCAGAAGAAGGCAGUAGAGGCAAAAUGCAGCCUGGCCUGUGAGUACCUGAGCGAGGAGGAUUACAUGGACUUGCUGUGGACCACCCUCUCUGAGUUCCCAGGUGUCCUUGUGACUCUGUGGAUUAUUGACCGCCUGGGGCGCAAGAAGACCAUGGCCCUGUGCUUCGCCAUCUUCUCCUUCUGCAGCCUCCUGCUGUUUAUCUGUGUUGGAAGAAAUGUGCUCACUCUGUUACUCUUCAUUGCAAGAGCGUUUAUUUCUGGAGGCUUUCAAGCGGCAUAUGUUUACACACCUGAGGUCUACCCCACGGCAACACGGGCCCUCGGCCUGGGCACCUGCAGUGGCAUGGCAAGAGUGGGUGCUCUCAUCACUCCGUUCAUUGCCCAGGUGAUGCUGGAAUCCUCUGUGUACCUGACUCUGGCGGUUUACAGCAGCUGCUGCCUCCUGGCUGCCCUGGCCUCCUGCUUUUUGCCCAUCGAGACCAAAGGCCGAGGACUACAGGAGUCCAGCCACCGGGAGUGGGGCCAGGAGAUGGUCGGCCGAGGAAUGCAUGGUGCAGGUGUCACCAGGUCGAACUCUGGCUCUCAGGAAUAGUGACUGAUGGGGGACUGAGCUGGUCUUUGAGGCUGCAGAGCUCGGGGGGCUGGCAGGCCCCAACUGGGGCACUGAUUGCCAACAUCAAGAACUCACCCAAGAGUAUGUCCUGGACCAACAGGGUUUUGUGUCUUGACUCAGUUUGCUCAUAUUCAUUGAGGUCCACCCAGGGGUGGGGAGGUAUUUGCUCUAGGGGGUUCUCUGUAUAUGUGGGGAAAGGUUUGUUCAUAACCUGUGGAUCUGCGUGGGAAAACUACCCAUAUUAGGAGGGUCUGGUGAUGCCAGCAACUAAUCAGACACCACCCAGAGUCACCUGGCCACACCCUCGGUGAAAUAACCAAAAGAUCUCUCUGUAGAUACCGUCCAGGCCCAGGCCCAUGUGACACCUGCCAGCCACCCACCGGACCUGUUCAGUAGGUUUCUCCCACACCCACAGCCCCAGGCUUUCUUCUUUGAAAUUGCAGGUGAUCUAGGUGUGGUCUCAGCAGCUAUUUCCUGGCAGGGCCCCCUCUGUUUGCCUCCCUAGAGCCUGACCAGUGAAUUCUCUGGCAGAUGGACAUUGUGCAUUCAAACUGGAGCCACCUGCCCCAACCCAGGCCCCUCUGGAGUUGCCGUUGUUGGCGCCAAGAGAUCCAGAUGUGUCCCUGGGGACAGCUGGACUUGCACUGGGUGACAACCUCAGGAAUCUGUUACCCCCUGGGAACUGAGGACUGAGGUCAAAGGAAAGUGAAUCAAGUUCAAGCCAGAGCACGGGCCUCCCCUUCUGAAGCAGCCAAGGCCACGGUUGGGCUUCUUUCCUGACCCCUUCCUUGGUCAGGCUGAAUGGUGACUUUUUUUUUUUGGAGACAGAGUCUUGCUGUGUCACCCAGGCUGGAGUGCAGUUGCACGAUCUUGGCUCAAUGCAACCUCCGCCUCCCGGGUUCAAGCAAUUCUCCUGCCUCAGCCUCCCAAGUAGCUGGGAUUACAGGUGCCCACCACCAUGCCCGGCUGAUUUUUGUAUUUUUAGUAGAGACGGGGUUUCACUAUGUUGGCCAGGCUGGUCUUGAACUCCUGACCUCAAGUGAUCUGCCCACCUUGGCCUCCCAAAGUUCUGGGAUUACAGGCGUGAGCCACCACACCCGGCCUGAAUGGUGACUCUUGAUGGGAAAAAGCUUACUCAGGUCCCAGGCACAAAAUCCAAAAUCCAGGGCUUUGGGUUUUGUGUAGAUGGCUGAAUGGGCAGAGAAACCAAAAGGAUGCUACACCCACCAUCUCGUCCCGUGGGGAUGCAAAGCUGCUCCUCUGUCCAGGGCCUUCUUGGUCAUUACACAAAGGCAGCCCCUGGGGUUCCACUCAUAGAGCCUGGCAUGGAGUGGAGAGGGGCGGGAGGACUCAGGUGUGUGAAAUGUGUAUGUUUUCAAAGAAACGGGAGGGAGGCCAACUGGGUUUUGAGUUGGUCUCUGCAGGCAACGUCACUUCCGGGGAUAGUUUACUGAAGCCUUUUUUGCCCAUGGUGAAGGCAGGGGACCUAGACAAGGAGGGAGGGAGCUGGCAGAUCCCAUCAAAGGCUGGAGCAGACUGACCUACUGCUUGAAGUAAACAUUGCAAGGAAGCCAACGUGUGUGUUCAUCUCCUAUUAAAACAUGUCAGUGAUGGACAUCGCAAGAGUCUAAGUUUAUUCAUUGUCAUCACGUCCUAGUGACAGUCCAGCCUAACGGUCUAGCUACCUUUGCUCAUCGGAACUCAUCUCAAUGCUUUGGGAUGAUCAUCUCCUUUCCAACAGUGGGGAAAGAUGCACCGUUGACUGCCAACAUUGUGGCUGAGCCUGUUGGAGACAAUGCUUUCUUCUAAUGGUGUGCAGGUCAUGAUGGGGGACUUCUUCAAGCUCAAGUUCUAGAUCAAUUGCAAACAAUACUGUGUCUCUAACAUAUGGAUUACAGCCCCCUCGGCCCAGGCAGUUGGAGAGGAGGCGGCUUGGCAGAUCCCUUCCUCUCUCUGACAACCACAUUUUCUUGAACCACGUGUGGCUGUAGCUCGCAUUAUUUCUGGACAGCUGAGCUCUCUUGGGUAACACAGAACUGUUGCUUGUCUCUUUUGCCUUCCGGCUGGUCAGAUACUGCUGGAUGAUCGUGUCUGCUCCCUCACCCUAGAAUAACCCAGUGAGCUGGGGGCUGGUGGGGGAAGAGUACUUGGUGGGCAGGAAUAUUUCCCAGGGACUGGGGUAAAGGGGUUUACCCUUGAGGGCGUUCUCUACAUGAGAAAAUGAAAGUUAAAAACUCUUUGCCUUCUAAAUAGCCUGCCCUUUU